Molecule: messenger RNA, 2462 nt
Organism: Gracilinanus agilis (Agile Gracile Mouse Opossum)
Lineage: Eukaryota; Metazoa; Chordata; Mammalia; Didelphimorphia; Didelphidae
Gene: SLC39A6
Product: solute carrier family 39 member 6
Exons: 9
Coding region: 1-2163 (720 amino acids)
Biological process (GO): zinc ion import across plasma membrane; intracellular zinc ion homeostasis
Cellular component (GO): membrane
Molecular function (GO): zinc ion transmembrane transporter activity
Source: RefSeq, a predicted model, not a curated record
AUGGAGAAGUCAUUUUCUGUGACUCUACUCUUCACAUUAGUCUUAUCAGUAUUAGGUAACCAUCAUGGGAUGGAAACAGAAAAAAGUAUUCCCAAUUGGGCAACUAGUAUUAAUGUUGAUUUGGCACUUGUUACUCAGCGGCAGCAUCUUCAGCAACUUUUCCAUCGAUAUGGCGAGAAUAAUUCCUUGACAGUUGAAGGGUUUAAAAAAUUGCUUCAGAAUAUAGGCAUUGAUAAAACUAAGCGAAUACAUGUAAAUCAUGACCAUGAUCACCAUCAUCAUCACCAUGUUACCACAAAUAAAAAUCUUAGGAAAACUUUGUGCCCAGAUCAUGAAUCUGUUGGUACAAGUAAGGAUGCUAGAAAUAGCCAGACUAAAGGACUACAUAAACCAGAAAAUAUUGAGAGGCAGCCAAGCAUUUUAAUCAAGGACAGUGUUGGUGAGAUGACUACACCCAUUUACAGCACUGCCAUAGAAGGAAUUCAUUUCCUAAAGACUGCCAAACAUGAAAAAAUGAAGCUUUCACCUAAAGAUUCAAACAGUUCCUUGGCACCGAAUACUACAGAGAGUAGUGGUUUGACCUUGGGGGCAAGCCAGAAAACAAAUGAAUCAGUUUUGAAUGGAUCUGACCAAGGAGGAAGUUUUAUAAAUUCUAAGUAUUCCAAUCAAAAUGUCCAGGAGUGCUUCAAUGCAUCAAAACUUCUCCAGUCUCAUGGAAUGGGCAUACAAGUAUUGCUGAAUGCAACAGAAUUUAAUUAUCUUUGCCCUGCUAUUAUCAAUCAGAUUGAUGGCAAAUCCUGUAUAGUUCAUGUAACCAGUGAAAAGAAGACUGAAGUCCCUCCCAAGACUUAUUCUUUACAAAUAGCUUGGAUUGGUGGAUUCAUAGCUAUUUCCAUCAUCAGUUUCCUUUCUUUGCUUGGUGUCAUCUUAGUUCCCCUGAUGAAUCGUGUGUUUUUCAAGUUUCUUCUAAGUUUUCUUGUGGCAUUAGCCGUUGGGACAUUAAGUGGUGAUGCUUUUUUGCAUCUUCUCCCACAUUCUCAUGCAAGUCACCACCACAGUCAUAGUCAUGAAGACCAGCCCCCUCAAGCAAGCAGAGGACCACUUUUCAGUCAUCUGUCUUCUCAAAAUAUAGAAGAAAGCACUUAUUUUGACUCCACAUGGAAAGGCCUUACAGCUCUAGGAGGCCUGUAUUUCAUGUUUCUUGCUGAACAUUUAAUCACAUUGAUCAAGCAAUUUAAGGAUAAAAAGAAAAAGACUCCAAAAAAGCUUGAAAGCGAUGAUGAGAUGGAAAUUAAGAAACAAUUAUCCAAAUAUGAAUCUCAACUUUCAGCAAAUGAAGAGAAGUUAGACACAGAUGAUCGGCCUGAAGGUUAUAUAGGGGCAGACUCACAAGACCCUGCACACUUCGAUUCUCAGCAACCAGCAGUAUUGGAAGAAGAAGAAGUCAUGAUAGCUCACUCUCAUCCGCAAGAAGUUUACAAUGAAUAUGUAUCUAGAGGGUGCAAGAAUAAAUGUCAUUCCCAUUUCCAUGAUACUCUAGGCCAAUCAGAUGAUCUCAUUCAUCAUCAUCAUGAUUACCAUCAUAUUCUACAUCACCACCAUCAUCAGAAUCAUCAUCCCCACAGUCACAGUCAGCGCUAUUCUCGGGAAGAAUUGAAAGAUGCUGGCAUAGCCACAUUAGCCUGGAUGGUGAUCAUGGGUGAUGGCUUACACAAUUUUAGUGACGGCCUAGCAAUUGGAGCAGCUUUUACAGAAGGAUUAUCCAGUGGUUUAAGUACUUCUGUUGCUGUUUUUUGUCAUGAAUUACCUCAUGAAUUAGGUGAUUUUGCUGUUCUCUUAAAAGCUGGCAUGACCGUUAAACAAGCAGUUCUUUAUAAUGCCCUGUCAGCCAUGUUGGCUUAUCUUGGAAUGGCAACUGGAAUUUUUAUCGGUCAUUAUGCUGAAAAUGUUUCUAUGUGGAUAUUUGCACUUACUGCUGGCUUAUUCAUGUACGUCGCUCUGGUUGAUAUGGUACCUGAGAUGCUUCAUAAUGAUGCUAGUGACCAUGGAUGUAGCCGUUGGGGAUAUUUUCUGUUACAGAAUGCUGGGAUACUACUGGGUUUUGGUAUAAUGUUACUUAUUUCUGUGUUUGAACAUAAAAUUGUAUUCAGUAUAAAUUUUUAAAUUGAGUCAUUAAUGUUAGAAUAUAUCUUUUCUACUUAUUUGAGGCUUUAUUUCAAAUAUAGGUCAUAGGGGAGCUGGAUUUUGUUGUUUUGUGGUUUUUUUUUAAUGUGCUUUAUAGAAUUUAUAUUUAGUAGUACUUGAAAUUUUGCAUUAAAUCUUGCUGUUGGUUAUGACUGUAAAACUGGCUAUCAAAGUAGCAGAAGGUACGUUUUAAUGAUGUAUAAGUUAUUCUGUUCUGGGAAUAUUGCUAUGAUCUUAAUGUUUUACCAGUAUUUACAACUUUACUGUAUGAACAAAUG